GCGUUCACCUGUGGUUUUCACGUGAUUUGUCGUAAGUGAUACGAAAGGGUCAUAAAAACGCUCGCAGAUAAAAUCCGUAAAGGAUGCGAUGUGAGUCAUUCUCGCCCGGAAGCCUGAGACUCUGAAGUGCGGCUCGUGUAGCGACGGGUAAAAGGCGUGGCAUCACAACGGUUGCUGCGCGCGGAUAGAGGGGAUGACCUGAACCACUCAGCAGCAUCAGACCGCAGCGGGGAGAAAACAUGAGGAUCUUCUCAACAUGCCUAAUUUUUACCACAGCACUGAGUGUGUUUGGCCAGUCGGUGGAGCUGAACGGAAUUCUGGGAAAGAGCAUAGAGUUCCCAGCUGCAGUGAAAAAGGGCGGGAGUUUGAUGCACAGCAGUGUCACCAUUGGAGACGUGACUAGCGGUAGCUUUACGACACCCCGUAAUGAGAAGUUCAGCAGCAGACUGCAGUGGGACAGCAGCACUGGACUCUUCUCCCUCUCUGGGCUGAAGAUGGAGGACUCUGGAGAGUAUAAAGUACAGAAUACAGACCAGAACAUAAAUACAGUCUUCCAGCUGAAUGUGUACAACGACAAUGUUCCUGUAUCAAAACCCCAUGUCAGUGUCACUGGUGAUGAAUACCCCUGCACUCUGCUGUGCUCUGUGGAGAGAGGGACAGGAGUGACCUUGUCCUGGUACAGAGAGGGUGAGAAGAAGCCAUACGUCACCUCACCUGUGGAAAGUGCUCCACAUCUGGUUCUGCCUGUGCCUGUGGAGAGAAGUGGAAUGUACACCUGUGAGGCGAGGAACUCAGUCAGUAAUGAGACAUCAGACUCUCUCACUGUGGGGGCCCACUGCACAGCAGUGAGUGUGUUUGGCCAGUCUGUGCCGCUGGAUGGCAUUGUGGGAGAGAGCAUAGAGUUCCCAGCUGCAGUGAAAAAGGGCGGAUAUUUGAUGUACAGAGACAUUGUCCCCAUUGGAGACAGUAGCCUUGGGACGCCCGGUAAUGUGAAUUACAGUGACAGACUGGACUGGGACAGCGGCACUGGAUUCUUCUCCCUCUCUGGGCUGAGGCUGAAUGACUCUGGAGAGUAUAAAGUACAUAAUACAGACAAGACCAUAACCGUCUUCCAGCUGAAUGUGUACAUUAAUGUAUCAAAGCCGCAUGUCAGCAUCACUCAGAAUGAGUACCCCUGCACUAUAGUGUGCACUGCAAAUAGAGGGACAGAAGCGACCCUGUCUUGGUACAGAGAGGGUGAGAAGAAGUCCUUUGCCUCCUCACGUGUGGCAAGUGCUCCACAUCUGCAUCUGCCUCAUUCUGUGGAGAGUGGUACAUACACCUGUGAGGCCAAGAACUCAGUCAGUAAUGAGAUGGCCUCAAUCACUGUGGGGGACCACUGCACAGUGAGUGUGUUUGGCCAGUCUGUGGAGCUGCACGGCAUUCUGGGAAAGAGUGUGAAUUUCACAGCUGCAGUGAAAAAGAAAGGGAGUUUGAUGUACGGCACUCUCACCAUUGGAGACGUGGAUAGCGGUAGCUUUACAACGCUCCGUAGUGAGAAGUACAGCGGCAGACUGCAGUGGGACAGCAGCACUGGACUCUUCUCCCUCUCUGGUCUGAAGAUGGAGGACUCUGGAGAGUAUAAAGUACAGAAUACAGACCCAAACAUAAAUACCGUCUUCCAGCUGAAUGUGUACGUUCCUGUAUCAAAACCCCAUCUCAGUGUCACUCAUAAUGAAUACAGCUGCACUAUAAUGUGUGCUGCGUUAAGAGGGACAGGAGCGAACCUCAUAUUGUACAAGAACGGUGAGAAGAAGCCCUACGUCACCUCGCAUGAGGAAAGUGCUCCACAUCUGAAAAUGACUCAUUCUGUGGAGAGCGGUACAUACACCUGUGAAGCGAGGAACUCAGUCAGCAGAGAGACAUCAGACCCUCUCACUGUGGGGGCCCACUGCACGGCAGUGAGUGUGUUCGGCGAGUCUCAGGAGCUGAACGGCAUUGUGGGAGAGAGCAUAGAGUUCAAAUAUGCAGUGAAAAGCGACGGGGGUUUGAUGUACAGAGAUGUCCGCAUUGGAGACGUCCUGGACAGUAGCUUUACGUCCAGUAUUGGAAAGUACAAGGGCAGGGUGCACUGGGACAGCAGCACUGGACUCUUCUCCCUCUCUGAGCUGAGGCUGAAUGACUCUGGAGUCUACAAUGUGCAAAAUGACGGGCAGAAAUCAGUCUCUUUCAGCCUGACUGUGUGGAUUCCUGUAUCAAAACCCCAUGUCAAUGUCACUCGUAAUGAAUACCGCUGCACUAUACUGUGCACUGUGGACAGAGGGACAGGAGCGACCCUGUACUGGUACAGAGAGGGUGAGAAGGAGAGCUACAGCAGCUCGCCUGUGGAAAGUGCUCCACAUCUGCAUCUGCCUCAGACUGUGGAUAAGGGCGGCAUCUACACCUGUGAGGCGAGGAACUCAGUCAGUAAUGAGACAUCAGACCCUCUCACUGUGGGGGCCCACUGCACAGCAGUGAGUGUGUUUGGCAAGCCUCAGGAGCUGAACGGCAUUCUGGGAAAGAGCAUAGAGUUCCCAGCUGCAGUGAAAAAGGGCGGAUUUUUGAUGUACAGCGGUGUCGCCAUUGGAGACAGUAGCCUUGGGGCGUCCCGUAAUGUGAAUUACAGAGACAGAGUGCAGUGGGACAGCAGCACUGGAUUCUUCUCCCUCUCUGGGCUGAAGAUGGAGGACUCUGGAGAGUAUAAAGUACAGAAUACAGACCAGAACAUAGCCGUCUUCCAGCUGAAUUUGUACGCAGUGAGUGUGUUCGGCCAGUCUGUGCCGCUGGAUGGCAUUGAAGGAGAGAGCAUAGAGUUCCCAACCAAAGUGGAAACCAGCGGGAGUCUGAUGUACAGCAGUAAAGUUAUUGGACGUGUCCUCGGUGGGAAACUUUUACCUCUCGAUGACCCGGAGUACAAGGGCAGGGUGCACUGGGACAGCAGGACUGGACUCUUCUCCCUCUCUGGGCUGAGGCUGUAUGACUCUGGAGUCUAUACAGUGGAGAAAAACGAUGAGCCGAGAUCAGUCUCUACUUUCAACCUGACUGUGUGGAUUCCUGUAUUAAAGCCCCAUCUCAGUGUCACUCGUAAUGAAUACCGCUGCACUAUACUGUGUGCCGCGGUAAGAGGGACAGGAGCGACCCUCACAUUGUACAAGAACGGUGAGAAGAACCCCUACGUCACCUCGCCUGUUCGCAGUCACCCACAUCUGGAUAUGACUGAGACUGUGGAGAGCGGUACAUACACCUGUGAGGCGAGGAACUCAGUCAGCAGAGAAACAUCAGACCCUCUCACUGUGGGGGCCCACUGCACAGCAGUGAGUGUGUUUGGCGGGCCUCAGGAGCUGAACGGCAUUGUGGGAAAGAGCAUAGAGUUCCCAGCUGCAGUGGAAACCAGCGGGAAUCUGAUUUACAGCAGUAAAGCUAACGCAGGUGUGACCAUUGGAGACGUGACUGGUGGUUACUUUACACCCCAGAAUGAGAAGUUCAGAGACAGACUGCAGUGGCACAGCAGCACUGGACACUUCUCCCUGUCUGAGCUGAAGCUGGAGGACUCUGGAGUCUAUAAAGUAGAGAAAAAUGAUGGGCAGAAAUCAGCCUCUUUCAACCUGACUGUGUGGAUUCCUGCAUCAAAGCCCCAUGUCAGUGUCACUCAGAAUGAGUACCCCUGCACUCUGCAGUGCACUGUGGAGAGAGGGACAGGAGCCACCCUGUCCUGGUACAGAGAGGGUGAUAAAAGAUGGUCCAUCCACACCCAUCCUCUUAGUGCCCCAGAUCUGAAACUGCCUGUGCUAGUGGAUAAGGGCGGCAUCUACACCUGUGAAGCGAAGAACUCAGUCAGCAGAGAGACAUCAGACCCUCUCACUGUGGGGGCGCACUGCACAGAUGGGGCUGCGGGUAUCUGGCAGACCGAGGGGUCUAAAAUGUGGAGCCUGUGCCUGGUGCUGAUCGUGAUGCUGUACAGUCGCCUGGUUUGAGCCUGCUGAGUGAGAAUGAACUUUGACCUCUGGAUGGGUGGGAAUUUCAGGUCUUAAGGUUGAAGGUCCUCAUGAAACAUUUCCAGUUUCGCUUCUGCAGAUGAGUCAGUUCUGCAGGAAAUUCUGAUGUUUUGCAGCUGUUCUCCCAGUCCUAGUCAUCCUCUGUCUCAGGCUGUUCUCUCUGUCUCAGUCAUCCUGUCUCAGGCUGUUCUCUCUGUCCCAUUCAUCCUCUGUCUCAGGCUGUUCUCUCAGUCCCAGUCAUCCUCUGUCUCAGGCUGUUCUCUCUGUUUCAGUCAUCCUCUGUCUCAGGCUGUUCUCCCAGUCCCAGUCAUCCUCUGCCUCAGGCUGUUCUCUCUUUCCCAGUCAUCCUCUGUCUCAGGCUGUUCUCUCUGUCCCAUUCAUCCUCUGUCUCAGGCUGUUGUCUCUGUCCCAUUCAUCCUCUGUCUCAGGCUGUUCUCUCUGUCCCAUUCAUCCUCUGUCUCAGGCUGUUCUCUCUGUCUCAGUCAUCCUCUGUCUCAGGCUGUUCUCUCAGUCCCAGUCAUCCUCUGUCUCAGGCUGUUCUCUCAGUCCCAUUCAUCCUCUGUUUCAGACUGUUCUCUCAGUCCCAGUCAUGAACUGAAAUGAAUUGUUAAUUGUUUUUAAUUAGGCAGAUUUAAUGUCUUCCCCACUUUAUGUAAUAGCUGUGCAUACCAUGAAGAAUAAAUGUUCCACAUUCAUGUCUCAA
Messenger RNA from Anguilla rostrata (American eel), 4716 nucleotides. RefSeq names its product titin-like. The coding region runs from base 240 to 3992 and encodes 1250 amino acids. The record is from RefSeq and is a predicted model, not a curated record. The transcript is spliced from 18 exons. NCBI's taxonomy places the organism in Eukaryota, Metazoa, Chordata, Actinopteri, Anguilliformes, Anguillidae.